AUUUAUCUCUCUCAGAUUUAGAAUUAACUUUUCUUGCAUCAACUGCCAUUUGUUGAAGACCAUUCAAACAUCAUCUACCUUCUGUGCAUAAGUGUUUCCUAACAUCUCUCCUGAAUAGCCUGGCCCUAAUUCUUGGAUUAUGCAUCCUAGUUCUAGAUUCCUCAACCAGUGGAUGUAGUUUAUCUACCCGGACUUUUCAUGUUAAUAUAUUGAAGACUUCAUUCAUAUCAGCCCUUAAAAUCUAGACAACAGAUGCCUGGUUUGCAUAAUCUGUCCUCCUAACUUAACCCCUGAUGUCUGGAUAUCUUUCCUGUAAACUACUUUGUACUCCCUCCAAAUCAGUAUGUCCUUCCUGAGGUGUAAUGCCCCGUUCUGCUCACAGUACUCCAAGUGGAGUCGAAGCAGGACUUUCAUACAAGUACAGCAUAACUUCUGCAUCUCUGUACUCCAGUCCUGUACGUAAAAAGUGUCAAAAUGAGGGGAAAAAAAAGAAGGAAGUUUUUUCUGUCUUCAAAAUCCCAACGGAAGAACGUUCAAGUCAUUGGACAGUGGAAGCCAGUGAAUAUAGACUCAGCCCUCCUCGGUGAUGAAGGUUUUGGGAAUCUGGUUUGUUUUGAAGAGCUUACAGAAUAUCAGUUGGUUAGUGCUAGCAAGUUGACAGAUGAAGAAACAAGAAAAAGGAAGUCAGAUAAUUUGGAGGUGUCAGAAUGUUCAGAGAAGCAGAAAAUUAUUGGUAAUGAUUUACCAGAAUGGGCACAAACCAGAAAGAAAAAGAUGAAAAAAAUGGUCACUGUUGACCACACUGGCGAUGAAGUGGGCAUUACUGACUUCUCUGAAGAUAUGAAUCAGCUUGAACUUUCAGAUAAAAAUGAAACAGCAGAGGCAGAAACAAAUGUUACUGCAGCUUCAAAGAAAAGGAAGAGGAAGAAAAAGAAGUCUGUAGUUUCUCAAUCCUCCACUCCAGCCAUGAAAAUGAAAAAUUGGACAAUGCGUCAUUCCUGUUCAUCUGAGCAGACAACUGAUGUUUCUGCCUGGAAAGACCUGUUUGUCCCAGAACCAGUACUCCGUGCCCUUAGUUCUCUUGGUUAUACUGCUCCUACUCCCAUCCAAGCCCUGGUACUGCCACCUGCUAUUAGAGACAAAUUAGAUAUUCUUGGUGCUGCAGAAACAGGCAGCGGUAAAACACUAGCAUUUGCUAUUCCCAUGAUCCACCUUAUCCUAGAGUGGAGGAAGGCUAAAGAUGCUAAAUUGAAAACAAGUGAGGAAAUACAGCAUGGCAUUCAGGAUACUAAUGAUGCAGUCAGUGAAAGACUGGAAAACACUGGUGAACACCUGGAGGAAUAUGAGGAAGCAGAUGGGAUUGACGAGAAUCCUGCAUGUCAUAAUGAAGGCUCCGUAAAAGUGAUCCACAAUGUAAAUUUAGAUCUUCAUGCAGCCUCCAAUAUUGAAAAUCCAUUAUUGGGCCUUGUUUUGACUCCAACAAGAGAAUUAGCUGUCCAGGUAAAGCAUCAUAUUGAUGCUGUUGCCAAAUUCACUGGGAUCAAAACUGCAACAAUUGUUGGAGGAAUGGCUACUCAGAAGCAGGAAAGGGUUUUGAACUGCAGACCUGAAAUUGUGAUUGCAACGCCAGGGAGAUUAUGGGAACUGAUAAAGGAGAGACACCCACACCUUUGUCAUUUGAAACAGCUCCGGUGCCUGGUUAUUGACGAAGCAGAUCGAAUGGUUGAAAAGGGACAUUUUUCAGAGUUGUGUCAGCUAUUAGAGAUGCUGCAUGAAAAGGAAUAUCAUCCAAAAAGAAGAAUCUUCAUAUUUUCUGCAACUUUAACCAUGGUUCAUCAGGCUCCUGCAAGACUACUGGGAAAGAAGAAUGUCAAAACAAUAAAUACAGAAACAAAAUUAGAAGCCUUGAUACAAAAAGUAGGCAUUAAAAGAAAACCAAAAAUAAUAGAUUUAUCCAGGAAAGAGGGUACAGUUGAGACUCUCACUGAAACCAGGAUUCACUGUGAAAAAGAAGAAAAAGAUUUCUACCUAUAUUAUUUCCUGCUUCAGUAUCCAGGCCGAACAAUGGUCUUUGCAAAUAGCAUAGAUUGUAUCAAACGUCUGAAUGCACUGCUCACUAUCCUAGAAUGUAAUCCACUGCCACUGCAUGCAAACAUGCAUCAGAAACAGAGGUUGAAGAAUUUAGAAAGGUUUGCUGAAAGAGAGAGCUGUGUUUUAUUAACCACUGAUGUUGCAGCUCGAGGUCUGGAUAUUCCAAAUGUACAGCAUGUUAUUCAUUAUCAGGUUCCCCGCACCAGUGAAGUAUAUGUGCACAGGAGUGGCAGAACAGCUCGAGCCACAAAAGCAGGUCUUGCAUUGAUGUUAGUUGGGCCAAGUGAUAUGAUUCACUUUAAAAAGAUAUGCAAAACAUUGGGCAAAGAUGAAAAUAUUCCACUGUUUCCAGUACAAGCUAAAUGUAUGUCUGCAAUAAAGGCCCGUGUCAAUAUAGCAAGGAGUAUAGAAAAGAUGGAAUACCAGCACAAUAAAGCACAGCAACAUAACAGUUGGUUUCAGCAAGCUGCUGAAGCUCUUGAAGUUGAUUUGGAGGAUGAUGUCCUUAUGGAUGGAGACUGUAAUGGUGAUGAAAAGCAAAGGCAAAGGACGUUAAAAGGAAUGAAGAAACAGCUGAAAUAUUUGCUUUUGCAAUCAGUGUUUAAGAACUACCUGAAGACCAAGUACCCGACACAAUUUGGUAGGCUAACAUUGCCUAAUUUGCCAUUAGCCAGCCAAGAAACUGCUUUAAGCACUGUCAAAAAGCAUAAAAAUACAAAAAAGCGCAAGUUGUGUGAACAAAUACAAUGAACUAAUCAUUCUUUUGUUAAAAUAACUGAUGCAAUAAGCUCAUAUCAGUGUAUAAUUCAGUGGCUAUAUCUUUUAUUGCCUUUAAUAAAAUCCCAGAACUUGUACAGUACUGUGUCUUCAAUAUGAAGAUUUAAAAUCUUACUCAAUUACAUCCUCAAAGCACAGAGGAUGCAACUUUUAAAGCAUUGUAAAUAAACAGCAUGUCCAGAACGUGCAAGGUCUGUAAGAAUUCUGAUUACCAAACAAAAUAAGGCCGACCAGUCUUUGUUAGUAGUCAGAAAGAUGCAGCAUUUCAUCCUACAGAAAAUACCAUCUCCUACAACUGAACGAUUGUCAACAAUAAAUACUUCUUCAAAUGGAAGAGCAGCAGAAAAAGUUUUUAAAUGUUCAUGAGCUUUACUUAAAAAUACUUGGUAGUACAGAAUUUAAAAAACAUUACUAAAAGAUAAAAGCUUCUAUAUUUCACAGUACUGAUGAGUGUAAUCCAAAAAUGUCAACUGUUUUAGAUGGCAGAGUGUUUAUCUGGGGGAAUUUGGUCCAACUAUAACCAUUUACUUUUCAAAUAUGUAUUAAAUGAGAAUAUAAACAAUUGUUAUAGCUAUGUAUAUACAUUUAAGUAGAAAGUCACUUUUCACCAUAGUUAUCUAAUACGUCCAAUCCUUCCUUUUCAAUUUAGACAUGAUCAUUAUUUGCAUUUCAAAGUCCAAAUUACUGUAUUUGCUUAUUCUGCAUAAAGACUCAAAUGUUUCACCU
Molecule: messenger RNA, 3594 nt
Organism: Stegostoma tigrinum
Lineage: Eukaryota; Metazoa; Chordata; Chondrichthyes; Orectolobiformes; Stegostomatidae
Gene: ddx24
Product: DEAD (Asp-Glu-Ala-Asp) box helicase 24
Exons: 9
Coding region: 475-2841 (788 amino acids)
Cellular component (GO): nucleolus
Molecular function (GO): ATP binding; nucleic acid binding; RNA helicase activity
Source: RefSeq, a predicted model, not a curated record